AUGGCUUCCAGCAAGCUGCGGGCAACCAAGCUCAUGCACUUCUACAUGCUCCAGGGGGUGCUGAGGGCGACCCCAGGGCUUCUUCGAGAGCACCCCCCCACGUGGCGCGUCCUAAACCGCUUCAGCAAAGAUGUUGACACCAUAGACUCGCACACCCCAGACAAUAUUGAUAUAUGGAUGCGCACUUUCUGGUACACAGUGAAUGUGCUGAUCGUAUGCUCUGUCCUCAACCCUCUAGUCCUACUAGUCAUAGUGUUGUUAAUGGUGUUCUAUUGGUGGGUCCAGGUUAACUGGACAAAACUCAUGAAUAACUCAUUAAUAACUCAUAGCUCAUUCAUAACUCAUUAAUACAGCAUGUGCAGUUUUCUGUGAUUUUAACAAUCCUCCUCAUUGUGUAGUUGUCUUAGUGUUGUCGUGGUAGUGUGGUUUGGUUGCUGGGUAGAUGCAGUAGGAAGACUAGUGAGUGGAGGGUCAGUCUGCAGGCUGAGGGUCAGGCUGAGGGUCAGGCUGAGGGUCAGGCUGAGGGUCAGGCUGAGGGUCAGGCUGAGGGUCAGGCUGAGGGUCAGGCUGAGGGUCAGUCUGCAGGCUGAGGGUCAGGCUGAGGGUCAGGCUGAGGUCAGGCUGAGGGUCAGGCUGAGGUCAGGCUGAGGGUCAGUCUGCAGGCUGAGGGUCAGGCUGAGGGUCAGGCUGAGGGUCAGGCUGAGGGUCAGGCUGAGGGUCAGGCUGAGGGUCAGUCUGCAGGCUCAGGCUGAGGGUCAGGCUGAGGGUCAGGCUGAGGGUCAGGCUGAGGGUCAGGCUGAGGGUCAGUCUGCAGGCUGAGGGUCAGGCUGAGGGUCAGGCUGAGGGUCAGUCUGCAGGCUGAGGGUCAGGCUGAGGGUCAGGCUGAGGGUCAGGCUGAGGGUCAGGCUGAGGGUCAGGCUGAGGGUCAGGCUGAGGGUCAGGCUGAGGGUCAGGCUGAGGGUCAGGCUGAGGGUCAGGCUGAGGGUCAGGCUGAGGCUCCACUCUCUAGUGGUUUGGUUUGUGUGGAACGGCUGAUCUUUUACUUAACACUGCCCCCAAGGUAGAUGGAUCUGGAACCGCAGCAAAUGUCUUUAGAAACACUAUUUUUGAUAUUCCAUUGACUUGGCUUCGCUAUGAUCAUUCUAUGCACUGAAUCAGUGCAGUAAACUACUGGGGUGUAGAUGGAGAGCAGCUGUUCUGUAGCUAUAGUUCAUACUGUAGGAUGUGUGAUUGUUAAUAUUGUAGGAUGUGUGAUAGUUAAUAUGGUAGGAUGUGUGAUAGUUAUAUGGUAGGAUGUGUGAUAGUUCAUAUGGUAGGAUGUGUGAUAGUUAAUAUGGUAGGAUGUGUGAUAGUUAAUAUGGUAGGAUGUGUGAUAGUUACUUGGUAGGAUGUGUGAUAGUUUAUAUUGUAGGCUGUGUGCUAGUUACUAUGGUAGGAUGUGUGAUAGUUCAUUGGUAGGAUGUGUGAUAGUUACUCUGGUCGAUGUGUGCAUAGUUCAUCUGGUGGCUGUGUGAUAGUUCCUCUGGUAGGCUGUGUGAUCGUUCAUCUGGUUGGCAUGUGUGUAGUUCUAUGGUCGGCUGUGUGUCGUUCUCUGGUCGGCUGUGUGCUGUUCUUGGUAGGCUGUGUGCUCGUCUACUGGUAGGCUGUGUGCAUCGUUCAUCUGGUCGGCUGUGUGCUAGUUAUUGGUAGGCUGUGUGAUCGUUACCUCCUGUGUAGCUGUGUGCUAGUUAUACUGUGUCGGCUGUGAUGUUCUAUUGUAGGAUGUGUGUGUUGGUGUGUGAUAGUUACUUAGAUGUGUAUAGUCAUAGUGUAGAUGUGGUGAUAGUUAAUAUGUGGUGUGUGAUAGUUAAUCUGGUAGAUGUGUGAUGUUAUAUGGUAGGAUGUGUGAUAGUUAAUACUGUGUAGGAUGUGUGAUAGUUUAUACUGUGGGAUGUGUGAUAGUGUUAAGGAAUAGGCAUUAUUAUUUGUGACUCAACUUCAAAUCAUCCAAUAUCCAUUUAGAAAGCUAGUUGUUGUGAAAAAGGCAGGUUUGGUCUGCGACUAAGAGUAUCUAAGAUGGUUUGGCUUGUUAAGGUUCCCUGGGCUUGUAUCAAGUUUAUGUGUAUGUGGGUUUUUUAUGUGUCAGGAGUUUUGAACCCACAUAAUGAUGACAUUUGAUAGGAGCCACAAGGCUGCGAUUCAGAUUGCUGGUUAAUGAUAGAACAUGUUGAGUAUCAAUUGACAUGACUGGUCUCGAUCUGAUCAGUGUGUCCUGGCUCCACGCAGCUGCAGCACACAAGAAAUCACCUCAGAAAAUAUCUAAAGAGAUGACAUUAUCCUGACCUGAAAAAUGGUUUAGUUUGUAUCUGGGUUUGGAUGUUUUCGCUGAGGGCUACUGGGUCUUAUGCUUGAUCAUCAUUUGCUUUAGCAAAUGGGACAGUAGCUAGCAGUUUCCUGAGGUAGGAAAACGGAUAUAUUUCUGCCGGUGAUACAUUCGAAACUGCAGUUCUUACUGGUGAACUAUAAGCAGGGUUCUGUGUGUUCACGUGCCUCUGGAAAUGCCUACAAACUAACUAACUGGAACUUCCAACGCUGUAAACUGUGUUGCCAUGGGUAACAUCGGCAUAUGAUUCCUGUCCUUUUUGCUUUUGUCAUGGCGUACUUUACAUCUGAUAUGUUAUUUACUGUCUCCUUGUCUUUCAAAGCUAUUACUCACUGGCACUGGCGGUUUAUUUCUGGCCCUUCUUUUAAUUGUUCUACCUGAAUUAGUUUUUACCUUUUAAUUAUGUUUUACAGUGUUUUAAAGCCGACAACAUUAUGAUGGCAUUUUAAGCACUAAUGGAAAUUGAAGUGUUGAUUUUUAGUUUUUUAAUCAAAUGUGUUUAGUCCUGAAUGCUUUAGAAGUUGAUUUGAUAAUCAAAUGAAAUAAUACUUAUUUCUUAGAAUGCUUUUUGGGCCUGGUGGAAAAAGCAUCUGCAGAGUUCAAGACUUGGCAUUAUGAUAAUUCUUGUAAACGGUAGUUAAAUAUUCAUAUAAAUUAUAUCAAUCACUAUCAAAUUAAUCUAUUACUCUAUAAGUCUAUCAAAUGAACUCUGCAGGUGUUUUUGUGACCCCUGACCUUCCUAUAGUGUGUUACUGCAGUGUGUGCUUGCUAGUUGCUUACUAUUAGAGCUUGUACCCCAGUGUUUAGAUACUGCGUAACGCUGUUUGUCUCUUUUCCCCACGGCUGUAGAGAUUUUAUGUGGCCACGUCUCGGCAGUUAAAGCGUCUGGAGUCGGUCAGCAGGUCUCCUAUAUACUCCCAUUUCUCUGAGACCGUCACUGGCUCUAGUGUUAUCAGAGCCUACGGCAGAUGCGAUGACUUUGUACUAAUGAGUGAUAUGAAGGUGGAUGAGAACCAAAAGAGUUACUACCCUGGUAUAGUAGCCAACAGGUAGGUGGUGUCUCUCUCCUACUGUACUUUCACUAUGGACUCUGGAGGACAGUGGCUGUGUUCCAAUUGUCUUAAUGUGCUUCCGUUCCUUGUUCCUUUUUUUUUGGCUCCUGCUGAUCUGAAGUUGCUGGGUAACGACCCAAGGGCCCCUAGGGUUCUCUUUACAAAAUGGGAACGACCCAAGGGCCCGUAGGAUUCUCUUUACAAAUUGGGAACUACCCAAGGGCCCUUAGGAUUCUCUUUACAAAAUGGGAACGACCCAAGGGCCCCUAGGGUUCUCUUUACAAAAUGGGAACGACCCAAGGGCCCCCGAAGGAUUCUCUUUACAAAAUGACGGAUUCAUUCAGUGGACAGCAUUUGUCCAUUGGAUUUUGAGAAUUGUAACAUAGCCACUGACUGGCGCUCAUGUUGAAGGCUCAACAGACGAACAUGUUCCAUCACAAAGUACAUAACAAAGUGGUGUCCCACUUCACAAUAAGUGGCCCUAAUACAGAAUAGAGCCUAUAUUUGCAUAUUAUAAUGUUACAUAAGCAGGUACAGUGCAACAACUGUGCAGAGACACACUGUGUGUUGUGUUCAUUGUGUGUGUGUGUGUGUGUGUGUGUGUGUGUGUGUGUGUGUGUGUGUAGGUGGUUAGGGGUGCGUAUAGAGUUCAUAGGGAACUGUAUCGUGCUGUUUGCUGCUCUGUUUGCUGUGAUCGGGAAGGACAAGCUCAACCCUGGACUGGUGGGACUCUCUGUGUCCUACGCUCUACUGGUAAAGUAUAACAUAUCCCUUAUCAAUGUAGAUCUGGACUGGUGGGGACUCUGUGUUCCUACGGGGACUCUGUGUCCUACGCUCCACUGGUACAGUAGAACAUAUCCCUUAUCAAUGUAGAUCUGGACUGGUGGGACUCUGUGUCCUACGCUCCACUGGUAAAGUAGAACAUAUCCCUUAUCAAUGUAGAUCUGGACUGGUGGGACUCUGUGUCCUACGCUCCACUGGUACAGUAGAACAUAUCCCUUAUCAAUGUAGAUCUGGACUGGUGGGACUCUGUGUCCUACGCUCCACUGGGUACAGUAGAAACAUAUCCCUUAUCAAUGUAGAUCUGGACUGGUGGGACUCUCUGUGUCCUACGCUCCACUGGUACAGUAGAACAUAUCCCUUAUCAAUGUAGAUCUGGACUGGUGGGACUCUCUGUGUCCUACGCUCCACUGGUACAGUAGAACAUAUCCCUUAUCAAUGUAGAUCUGGACUGGUGGGACUCUGUGUCCUACGCUCCACUGGUACAGUAGAACAUAUCCCUUAUCAAUGUAGAUCUGGACUGGUGGGACUCUGUGUGUCCUACGCUCCACUGGUACAGUAGAACGUUCAUAGAUCUACUGUCCGUCUAACUGUCUGAUACAGAUUUCCAUUAAAUGGUGCCCAUUGCCUGCCACUGUGAUUCUGUUGUGCUAGUGUAAAGGAUGUCACGCUGCUUGCUUAGUGAGUACAGCUUCCUCCUGAUUUUGGCUCAUAUCGAGGCUCGAACCAAGGACCACUUGCCUCGCAAAACGCACAUGACCGCCUUCCUGAAGCGUCUUACCCAGUCGUGCCCUUGAAAAGCUAGCUAUCUGGCAGUGCAAGUGGAGACCGGCUGAGUGACCUUCACAGAUCCUCAUCUGCUACACUAGGUUGAGAUAGAAUCCAGUGUUUUAAAGAGAUCAGGUAUGAUGAUGUACGAUAGCUUAAUGACGCUGCUUGUGUUUUCUCCCAUGAGCAUCACUCAUGCUACAGUACUGUGUUGUCCUGGUAACAGGUGACCAUGUCUCUGAACUGGAUGGUGAGGAUGACGUCGGAUCUGGAGAGCAACAUCGUAGCCGUGGAGAGAGUCAAGGAGUACUCUGAGACCAAGACCGAGGUACAGAACACGCACACAAUGCUUUACUAGGGUAGGACAUUACAGGUGGAAAUCAACCAAUGAACCAGGUCUAAUCGCUCAGAAGUACAAGGCAAAGUGACAGGUGGAAAUGUUGUGUAGUUGCCCGCUGUUUGUUACUUACUGACCACCUGAUUUCUGGAAAUAGUUAUAUUUUUCAUAAGUGUGUUUUUUAUUUUUGGCUGUUUGGCUGCCAAGUCAUACUCACGAUCACAACCAUAAAAGACAAAUAAAAGUAGAAGGAGAUCUUUAACUAGGAUAUGACGUACGUACAGGGACUCCCUUUGAUGUGGUUGGCUGGGCUAUAUAGUAUACUGUAUAGUUAUUACCCAAUUGCAUCCUCCUAUUACUGAUCAUGUGAUUGAGUUUCUAGUGUUUCUAGGAUACUGCGUUUUCUGAAAUAUGUCUCUUCUCAACACUCAUGUGGGCAGAAAUUGCAAGUGCAUAUAAAGCGUAUGGUUGUGCCAUAAUUGUGUUUGUGAAUGUUGCAAGGCCCCGUGGGAGGUGGAAGACAAGAAGCCUUCGCCUGAUUGGCCAUCCCAGGGGAAGGUAGAGUUCCGUGACUACAGCGUGAGGUACAGAGAGGGACUAGACCUGGUCCUCAAGAACCUCACCCUCAGCGUCAGAGGAGGGGAGAAGGUGAGAACAACAGGCUUACACUGUGUAGACCAGUGAGGAAAACAUGCACGAUAAACAUGAUGCGUAUAGACGCUGCAAUAAAGGCCUCGAAUACAGUCGCAAAUGAACGGAGAAACUUGACACCGUGAAAACCAAGAGUGUGCAAAGCUGUCGUCACGGCAAAGGGUGGCUAUUUGAAGAAUCGCAAAUAUAAAAUAUAUUUUGAUUUGUUUAACACUUUGUUGGUUACUACAUGAUUCCAUAUGUGUUAUUUUAUAGUUUUGAUGUCUUCACUAUUAUUCUACAAUGUAAAAAAUUGUACAAAAUAAAGAAAAAACCCUUGAGUGAGUAGGUGUGUCCAAACUUUUGACAGGUAGUGUAGACGCUGCAAUAAGGCCUCAAAUACAGUCGUAAAUGAACGGAGAAACUUGACACCGUGAAAACACCUGGCAAAUGUUCAUUUUGGGGUGAAAAACAUUGCUUUCAUACGCCAAUGAGGACAUGUUAAAUGAUUGUUUAACACACUACCCCCAUGAAAGGACUCUGUACUCCUGCCAUCACAUUUCACACACAGAUAAAAUGCUGUUUACUUUAUCCAAGCGGGUGCUGAUGUGUGUAUCGAGCAUGCCGCUAUCUGGAACAAGCGUUUUUGAAUUGAGACUGGUAAACUACAAUGCUCACAGAGCGUGCCGUUUUCUGGAGUGUUUCAUUGUGUUGGCCUGUGUGUUACAGAUAGGUAUCGUGGGUCGUACGGGGGCUGGUAAGUCCUCUAUGACACUGUGCCUGUUUCGGCUGCUGGAGGCGGCAGGGGGAGAGAUCACCAUCGACGGGGUCAAGAUAUCAGAGAUAGGGCUGCAUGACCUGAGGUCAAAACUCACCAUCAUACCACAGGUACACACACACACUCUCACACACACACACACACACACACACACACUCACUCACUCACUCACUCACUCACUCACUCACUCACUCACUCACUCACUCACUCACUCACUCACUCAUCACUCACUCACUCACUCACUCCGUCACUCACUCACUCACUCACACACUCCCACUCACUCACACACACACUCACUCACUCACUCACUCACUCACUCACACACACACACUCACACACACACUCACACACACACACUCAACACAACACCUCACUCACACACACUCACCACUCACACACUCCCACGGUCACAUCACACCCUCACUCACACACUCACUCAUCACACUCUCACCCCGACACUCACAUCACACACUCUCACACACUCUCACUCACACACACCACACACACACACACACACUCACACACACUCACUCACCCUACACCGUCCUCACCUCCACCCCCACUACCCUCUCUACCUCCCCAGGAACCAGUGCUGUUCUCUGGCAAUCUGAGGAUGAACCUGGACCCCUUUGAGAAGUACAGUGACGCGGAGGUAUGGAACGCACUGGAACUGUCCCACCUCAACAAGUUUGUCAGCAACCAGCCGGCUAAACUGGAAAUGGAGUGUUCAGAGGGAGGAGAGAACCUCAGGUAACAUAAUCCCUGUCAAUUAACAAACUGCAUGUUUUGAGGGACAUUUGCGUUCACGCGUUUGCACCUGUAGAAGGCCUUUACCUGUAUAUUCAGGUGGGAAUUAAAACAAAACUAAGAACAUUUUUGGAAAACAAAUAUGUCUUAAUUAGGAUAUUCUCUUAAGGAUGUAUACCUUUUCUGAAUCUUUCUUUUAGCCUUUUGUACCUUUCACAUUUUACUCUACUGGAAAAUAAUGUAAUGUAAUUUGUGUGUGUGUUCAGUGUGGGCCAGAGGCAGCUGGUGUGUUUAGCCAGGGCUCUACUGAGGAAGACGAGGAUCCUGAUCCUGGAUGAAGCUACAGCAGCCAUCGACCUAGAGACAGACGACCUCAUCCAGUCAACCAUCAGGACACAGUUUGAGGACUGCACCGUCUUCACCAUUGCUCACAGACUCAACACCAUCAUGGACUAUACUAGGUAAUGCGCAAUACAUUACACACGCACACGCAUGCACAAACAGACGGACAGACAAAGACACGCACGUGUACUGAACAAAAAUAUAAACGCAACAUGCAAUAAUGUCAAAGAUUUUACUGUGUUAUAGUUCAUAUAAGGAAAUCAGUCAAUUGAAAUAAAUUCAUUUGCCCUAAUCUAUGGAUUUCACAUGACUGGAUAGAGGUGAAGCCAUGGGUGGAGCUGGGAGGGCAUAGGCCCACCCACUUGGAAGCCAGGCCCACCCACUUGGCAGCCAGGCCCAGCCAAUCAGAAUGAGUUUUUCCCCACAAAAGGGCUUUAUUACAGACAGAAAUAGUCCUCCCCCCCCGCGGUUUAAGAGGCCAGUUGGACGUACUGCCAAAUUCUCUAAAACAACGUUGGAGGCAGCUUAUGGUAGAGAAAUGAACAUUACAUUCUCUGGCAACAGCUCUGGUGGACAUUCCCGCAGUCCACACUCCCUCAAAACUUGAGACAUCUGUGGCUGUUACGAACCCCGUGGCUUUAAACGUCUAGGGUGGAUGGACAAGAGACCCGUAACAUAAUUCAUGCAAAUUAGAAUCGUGACAUGAAACAGUGAUUGUGUUGUGCAACAAAACUGCACAUUUUCAAGUGGCCUUUUAUUUUCCCCAGCACAAGGUGCACCUGUGUAAUGAUCAUGCUGUUUAAUCAGCUUCUUGAUAUGCCACAUUCGUCAGGUGGAUGGAUUAUCUUGGCAAAGGAGAAAUGCUCACUAACAGGGAUGUAAACAAAUGUGUGCACAACAUUUGAGAGAAAUAAGCUUUUUGUACGUAUGGAACUUUUCUGGGAUUUUUUAUUUCAGCUCAUGAAACAUGGGACCAACACUUCAAAUGUUGCGUUUAUAUUUUUGUUCAGUGUACGUACAUACAUACAUGCAUGCAUCUUUUGAUCAAAGAUGCUGUUAUUGUAUCUUUGUUAGGUCAUAUAUUCUCUCCAGAACCCUAACAAAGUUCUGAAAGAUUCUACUAAUCCAUCUUCACUUCUUUGCAGAGUGCUGGUGUUGGACAAGGGACAGGUUGCUGAAUUUGACACUCCUACAAAACUCUUAUCCCAGAGAGGAAUCUUCUACGGUAUGGCUAAAGAUGCAGGACUGGCGCAAUAG
Molecule: messenger RNA, 9053 nt
Organism: Coregonus sp. 'balchen'
Lineage: Eukaryota; Metazoa; Chordata; Actinopteri; Salmoniformes; Salmonidae
Source: the annotation of a GenBank genome assembly